Molecule: messenger RNA, 1032 nt
Organism: Penicillium griseofulvum
Lineage: Eukaryota; Fungi; Ascomycota; Eurotiomycetes; Eurotiales; Aspergillaceae
Product: DSC4 family protein
Exons: 2
Coding region: 1-1032 (343 amino acids)
Biological process (GO): SREBP signaling pathway; protein processing
Cellular component (GO): Dsc E3 ubiquitin ligase complex
Source: RefSeq, a predicted model, not a curated record
AUGACAGACGCUGGUGCCUAUCGGGAUGCGGAAUACAUCGCUGACGUGUCCGGCAUAUCCUAUGAUGAUGCGGAGCCCCCAAGGCCAACAGGCACGCUCAGCAGCCAAAACGCCCGCGUGAAGAAAGUCAAGUCGACUGCCAGAGUCGCCUUUAUUGAUCGAUUGCUACGCGAUCUCGACAUAUUAAUUUAUUGUCAACUUUCCGCCCUGUAUUACAUGGACUGCUCGAUUAUCCUAUUUGCCUUACGUGCCAUGGUCGAAUUGAUCUUCUUCACGCCAAAAGCACCCCCCUUUGAGCCCACACGCAAUCAACCGUUUGUCAGUGCCAUCAUCGGCAGUAAUCUCAUCUGCAUGCUCUUCCAUGCGUUCCUGAUUCGUCCCGAGGCUGGCGAGGAAACACGCGGCUACCUACAUGGGGGACUGUUCAUCGAUUUUAUUGGGCAGGCUCCUGUCUCUGCUUAUCGACUUCUCUCGUUCGACCUUUUAAUCCUUCUCAUCGAUUUUAUCAUGCUGGGCUUGAUUAUCGAGCGGGUGAAGACUAAUGGAAUCCCCGCCCCGUCGCCUACAGCACCAAAUACAGAUACAACCACAGACACAACCACAGAUAUAAACCCAGGCGCGGAAGAGUCCGUGCCACAAGACCAUGAUGCCGAAGAGCGCGGCGUUCUACUACAAGAAGAUGGCGGUGAAAGAAUGCCCCCCGCUCAUCAUGGUUCUGAUUCAACCCACAGUAGCGGGAUCGACGAAGAGGCUGAAGAAGAGCGCACGACGCUCUUGGCUGAUCCGGCCGAUGCUGAGACUGGCAGCGGUGCUCGGGGCGAACACCCCAUGGAUACAUUCGCCGCUGGCGAGGCUGUCAUUGUCAAUAUGAGCUUGCUUGGUACAAUUCGUGAUCAGAUGCGCCAUUCAAAUGCGCAAGCACGGCCGACGUCAGGCUUUGUACCGUCUCCUGAAACGGCAACGUUCCUGCGGCGCCGCUUUGGUCUCCAGGUUGGGACUAAUGGUCGCAUUGAACGUGCGAAUAUAAUGUGA